This is a messenger RNA of Cantharellus anzutake, 1092 nucleotides long. RefSeq names its product proline-rich protein. The transcript is spliced from 6 exons. Bases 92 to 973 code for a protein of 293 amino acids. The record is from RefSeq and is a predicted model, not a curated record. Lineage: Eukaryota; Fungi; Basidiomycota; Agaricomycetes; Cantharellales; Hydnaceae.
GACUCUCUUUGCCUUUUCUUCUUCUGAGCCUGGAGCUCUGACCUUUCUCGUUAUCCACCCUUGAGCUGGUUCUCUGUCUUAUUCAUUUAUCAUGCAUUCUUUCAAAUAUAUCGCUUUGGGGGCCUUCUUUGCCAUCAUGGGCGUAACUGCUGGCCCAGUUAGAUUCGAUAAACGGAUUGCGCAGGUUAUUGACCAGUCGACGGCAAAAUGGCAAACGGCUUGCCUUGCUGCAGGUGGAGGCACCAAGUGCAAUCCCGUGGCUGUCGCUGCAUUCGGCAACCUUCUUGCUGCAGCUGACGCUUGUGGGCAGCAAGAUGCUGCUGACAAAAUGAUCGACCUUGCCAAGACUCUUAAGAGUAAUGCAAAGGCCAUCAGUCUCGCACAAGUCUUCGCUCAACAACCUCGCAAUUCGCCUGAUUCCGUAUCUGUGCCUUACUGCCAGAAGGCGCCGAGGAACAAAGAGCUAACUGGACUCUUCCAGUGUCAGUUCAAAGGUGUAAAUCCAACCAAGUUUGUCGGGAACGUUCAGGUUGGGUCUCCUGGUACCAUUCCCUUCGGUCAUUCCAAACCACUCAGCCCACCAGGAAGCUGCCCUGCCCACCCUCAAGGUCCGAUCGCUGAUGGGUCGCAGCUUGUGGACCUCACUGCUGAUCCAGGUUUGAAAAAUAUUCCUGCACUUGGUGGUAAGGCUACACGCAGAGCUGUCUCGUUCAAAAAACAGAACGGUAUUGAUGCCCAGAAUCAAGCCGCCAAAUUUGCGUCUCUCACUCCCGGCUCCCCGUGCACUGAAGGCGAGAACGCAUGCGUGGAUGGAAAAUUUGCUCAAUGUGUGAACAAGAAGUUUGUUCUUACUCAGUGUGGAUCUGGGCUCCAGUGUGUGGUCCUUCCACUCGUCAACAAACCUGGCACUUCGGUCACUUGUUCUACCACCGCAGAUAGAGACGCCAGGAUUAAGACUGCACUCGCAUCAUGAUCUUGAUGUUCUCUGAAAUGUAAUUUAUUCCUCUAUGCAGUGUUCAUAUCCAGUAUAACUUAAUUAGUCCGACCACUAAUGUGGAAUACUGAUCGAGCCAUACAUCACCAUCCACUUGC